Messenger RNA from Pelecanus crispus (Dalmatian pelican), 664 nucleotides. The record is from RefSeq and is a predicted model, not a curated record. NCBI's taxonomy places the organism in Eukaryota, Metazoa, Chordata, Aves, Pelecaniformes, Pelecanidae.
GAAUGAUUUUGAAGAGUAUUUUGACAUUGUGAUUACAAAUGCUUUGAAACCUGGUUUCUUCUCCCACACCCCAAACCAAAGACCUUUUCGAACUCUUGAGAAUGAUGAGGAACAGGAGGCUCUGCUAUCACUAGACAAGCCCGGCUGGUAUUCCCAAGGUAAUGCUAUCCAGCUUUAUGAAUUACUGAAGAAGAUGACUGGCAAGUUGGAUCCCAAGGUUGUUUAUUUUGGUGACAGCAUGCACUCAGAUAUUUUCCCAGCUCGUCACUAUAGCAACUGGGAAACCGUCUUGAUCUUAGAGGAGCUUCUAGGGGACAAAGUUACGGUGCCUGCAGAGACUGAAUCUGAGCCCUUGGAGAAGAAAGGAAAAUAUGAGGGAGAUCAGCCCCAAGGUCCUUACUUUGUAUCUAAACAGUGGGGCUCUUUCUUCGUGGACAGAUUGCCAGGCCUGGAAAAUGCAGAGGAAACCUUAGUUCGCACAUGGUCCUGUAAAUGUAUUAGCACUUACAGCACUAUUGCAAUCCCUAGUCUUGAAGCAAUAGCAGAUUUACCACUGGAUUAUAGAUUUACACGAUUUUCCUCAAAUAGCUCAGCAACUGCUGGGUACUAUCCAAGCCCUCCAAGAGCACUGCUGCGAAAUGAGGAGUCAGUGACUAUGAAAUAG